GAGACUAAAAGAAAACAGAAAAUUGUGGAGAAGUUUCGCUUUCUGGUCGUUUUUUCCAGCCAUGGAUUCUUCUUCUACUACUACAAGUGUAGCUUUUCCGGCAUUUCCAGGGUCCCAACACGAAACAAGUGUUGUUCGUAGCUUUAAAUUUCAACUUCGCAGCGACUCUCAUUUGAUGGACGAUAUCUCAAUUUCUUUGAAUUCCAUCUUACUUUAUCUUCAAUGCAGUGGAGGAUAAGUUCCCGGUGAUGGGUUUCUCUGAAUGGGUAUGAGUUGGUGUUUAGCAGUAUUUAUAUUGCAGAAAGAGCAAAUACUAAAGUUACAGUGUGAUAAACCAUAGAUGUGCCGCUAACCAAAUCAAGCUUAAGGGAGGACUGAUCUGGCUACAUGGGAAGCCUAAUGCACCUAUUUGAGUGUAGCCAGCCCAGCAUGCUGUGGGCACAUAAGAGACAUGUCGAUGGUUUUGAAGCCCCUCGAAAUAGCUUGGAGCUGCCAACAGAAAUUUCUCAGAACAUUUGUGAUUUGGGAAGCAACAUACUGUAUUCAUUUCAAGAGAAGCAGAAUUCCUCUGAAACAAACUGUUAUCCAAAAGAGCAUUCCAUGAAGAAGUUGAUUGAUGGGGAGAUAUCUAACGGACCAGAGACCAGACGCAAUACACCGAGUGUUGUGGCUCGUUUGAUGGGAAUGGAUACAUUACCAUCAGAACCAAAACUGGCAAUACGCGUAAAGGAGAAAAGGAAUGAGAAAACAGGAAAGAAACCCCAAAGAGAGGAACAAACAAAAAAUGUCUUGAUUGACUCUAAAUCACUUGAAUCAAAACACUUAAAGCAAAGGGAAGUAAAAUUAGCAUCCGAUCAUAAAACAAGAGAAUUUGACCGGUGCAGUUGUGUCUCAAAGUUUGAAAAACCACGACCUCGAGAACAUCCUCAAGAAGAGGAACUACAGCAGUUCAAGAGAGAAUUUGAAAAAUGGCAAGCAAUGAUGGUCUGGGAACGUGCGAGGUGUGUUGAACUUGGCAGAAUUCCUAGUCAAUACAAGGAAAAGAUGGCUCUAUAUGCAGGUUCUAGGAGAUCUACAGAAAAAGAGAAACCUAUAGAACUAAUGCAUCACAAUUCACUGCCAACACCAGAAGUGAAUUCACAAGGAAGUUUUGCUUUAAAACAUCGCGGUUUUAAGAAGGAAGCUCUCCAAACUAAUGAAAUGGAACCUGUAAAUUUGAGAAAUAGAACCCAAACUGGUGACUUGGAGGAGGUGCCCUUAAUGAAUUGUGAUCCAAAACUGGGAAAAUCUGCUGUACCCACAAAGAUAGUGAUAUUGAAGCCCAGCACUGAUAGAAAUGGAAGCAGCGAAGACUCUUGGGCUGGUUCACCAGAGAGCAUUCAAGGGGUAGGGAGUAUUGAAGAUUUUCUAGAGGAGGUGAAGGAAAGGCUGAGAUGUGAGAUACAAGGAAAGAGUGUUAAAAGGGAGAUGGCGGUCAGAGGGGGUGGAAUCGAGACCCCUUUCAGAGAGAAGUUGUCAGAUCCGAAAGAAAUUGCAAGGAAUAUAGCGAAGCAGGUAAGAGAAAAUGUUACUAAGGACCUUGGUGCGACUUUGCUCCGAUCAGAAUCAACUGGCUCAUAUAGAAGUGAGAUCCAAAUCAAUGAAUCAAGUUCCCCAGAGUUUAUCAACAGAGACACCAGGAAAUUAUUGUCGGAGAGGCUGAGGAAUGUACUGAACCGAGAAAGUAACGUGGAUGUCCUGAAAAUGGGCUAUGGUAGCUCAAGAGCUUCGGUUUUGGAUAAUGAGGGGAAGAAGCUAAGACCAACCAGAGAUGUCUUGAAAACUGAGAACAAGGCGAGCUGGUUGAAAAAUAUGAAAGAUGAAGCUGAAAUGCAAACCAAACCUUUCAGACAUGGUCAAGACAACAAGAAGAUGCUCUAUGCAGGGGAAGUGUCCCCUAGGAACCUAGUAAGAUCUUUGUCAGCUCCUGUUUCAGGAACUUCAUUUGGCAAGCUUCUUUUAGAGGAUCGGCACAUUUUAACCGGGGCUCACAUCAGGAGGAAGCAUGAAGCUGCUGAAAAUGUUCCAGUCGAAGUAAGAAAAUUGAGGAAGGAGAGGUUCAGUCUCAGAGGGAGAGUUUCAAGUCUCAAAUCCAGUUUCACUCUGAGGGGUAAACUAUUUGGCAGGAAGAUCCAGUCAGAGGAGGAAGCAGGAAGCAGUGAAUCUAAUUCCAUAAAAGAUAUCAUGAGUGGACCUACUGAUGGGAUGAAUUUUGGCUAUGCCCAUGAGAACUCAACUGAAGUGCCACCAAGCCCUGCAUCAGUGUGUAGCAGUGCUCAUGAAGAAUUUUGUAGGCCAGCAGACCAUUCAAGCCCAAUCUCCACUUUGGAUGUACCCUUGAUAGAAGAUUGUCCUGUACCACAGGUUUUCAGAGAGAUCAGCUCUAACCUUCAUGAGCUGCGAAGGCAGUUGAAUGAACUCGAGUGUGAUUAUUCCCAAGACAUGGUGAUCAGAGAGGAGUCUUUGGAGGCCAAGACGGUGGAGUUAGAAGGUCCAGCAGAAGCCUACAUUCGAGAUCUCCUCUUUGCUUCUGGUUUGUAUGAUGGUCUGUGUGAUGGUUCUUCUUCAAGAUGGGACCCGAUUGGAAGGCCCAUUGGCAACUGGGUUUUCAAGGAAGUGGAAGGAUCUUACAGAAGAAGGGACAAAGAAGAAAGUUCCAAAGCUCAGUAUGAGAGAGAGGUAGGCCACAAGUUAUUGUAUGAUUUGACGAAUGAAGCUCUAUCGACCAUAUUUGGAUCUUCUUCAAGGACCUGGAGAUUAAAAAACAAGAUUGUUGGUACUAGCAUGUUUCCACCUCCUUGUGGAUCUUGUGGGCAGAUAUUGUUAGAUAGUGUUUUGGAGAAGAUCCGUGGAUACUCUUAUCGCCCAAUGGAUGAUUCAUGUUAUUCAAUUGAUUACAUGGUGGCCCGAGAUCUAGGGAUGAAACCAUGGUUGUGCAUGAUGGAUUGUGAUGUUGAGGCAAUAUCAAGAGAGCUGGAGCGGACAAUCCUAUAUGAGUUGAUUGGGGAAACUGUGAGGACCAUGUGUGUUAAGAGUGUAGCAAUGGGGCAUGAAUGAAAGCAGUUUAAGCCUUAGGAUGACUUUAAAUGCAGACUCCUGCCUUGUAGCUGUACUUUGUAAAUUUAUGCUCUGUAGUUUCUGAAGGUUGUGGGGCUUGGUGUUUUUUAGCAUUAGUUGAGGGGUUGAUAUUUGAUAUACAAAAUGUACAUUGAUUUUCGCCGAGUCGAGUCAGUGAGUCACAAUUUCCAUGACUCUUCUCUGAUUAUUGGAAUUGUUAUCUACCGCACAACGUUGGUACAAACUACA
Messenger RNA from Telopea speciosissima, 3345 nucleotides. RefSeq lists its product as uncharacterized. The transcript is spliced from 6 exons. Lineage: Eukaryota; Viridiplantae; Streptophyta; Magnoliopsida; Proteales; Proteaceae. Bases 388 to 3096 code for a protein of 902 amino acids. The record is from RefSeq and is a predicted model, not a curated record.